Molecule: messenger RNA, 3314 nt
Organism: Brienomyrus brachyistius
Lineage: Eukaryota; Metazoa; Chordata; Actinopteri; Osteoglossiformes; Mormyridae
Product: chromobox protein homolog 1-like
Exons: 8
Coding region: 327-1070 (247 amino acids)
Biological process (GO): negative regulation of transcription by RNA polymerase II; chromatin organization
Cellular component (GO): nucleus; pericentric heterochromatin
Molecular function (GO): chromatin binding
Source: RefSeq, a predicted model, not a curated record
CCAUCUCAUUUGUACGCGUGCGCAAUAGAAAGUGGCGGGUUGCUGUAGUGCUACCAGCUUCAUUUCUUUGUUUAAAGAAUCGAGUUUGGGAAGAAUAGACAGGCGACUAUCUUAGAACAGUUAAUGUUUGCAGGGACGCUGGUUUUUUCAUACGGUAAUUUUACUUACGCGUGAUUAAGGGGCCGAGCACGGGAAGGAAAUAUUUUGCUACUUGGGUGCUGCAGAAGUUAGUUGGUUGCUAGCUAGCUGCCGUUUAGCGCAAACGGUCGUUUUUUUCGAGCUAGCCAGAGGAACCAGCUGGUUCCACAGACUCUGCCCUGCCAAGCAUGAGCCAGCCUUCAGAACCCCCUGUUGAUGCUCCCGCAGUUACAACAGAGACUGAGAAAUGUAUAACAGAGGGGACAAGAAAAAAAGAAAUUCUACAAGAAAACAGUGCCACCAAAGUUCCCCUUCCAGAGGUGAAGCUGGCGGCCACCGCUGGGAAAAAGCAGAACAAGAAGAAAGUGGAGGAGGUAGUGGAGGAGGAGGAGGAAGAAUAUGUCGUGGAGAAGGUUCUGGAUCGGCGGGUGAUGAAGGGCAAGGUGGAGUACCUGCUGAAGUGGAAGGGAUUUUCAGAUCGUUCCUUGCAGGAGUGCUGUCUGCCUACAAAUCAUGAGGACAACACCUGGGAGCCUGAGGACAACCUCGACUGCCCGGACCUGAUCGCAGAGUUCCUGCAGUCGCAGAAAGCAGCCCACGAGGCUGGCGGGAAGAGGAAGGUGGAGUCCGAGCCAGAUGGGGCAGGGGCAGGAGCAGCAGAGGAGAGUCGGCCCAAGAAGAGGAAAGAUGAGCCUGAGAAGCUCAGAGGGUUUGCCCGAGGCCUGGAACCCGAGCGCAUCAUUGGGGCCACGGACUCCAGCGGGGAACUCAUGUUCCUCAUGAAGUGGAAAAACUCAGACGAGGCAGACCUGGUGCCAGCCAAGGAGGCCAACGUUAAGUGUCCACAGGUGGUCAUCUCUUUCUAUGAGGAAAGGCUCACAUGGCACUCGUACCCCACAGAGGAGGAGGAGAAGAAGGAGGACAAGAAUUAGACAGGGACUGGGGGAGGGGUAGCGGGCCAAGUGGGGGGAGGGGUUGCAGAUCCCCCUCUGUUUUUGUUUUUUAUGGUUUUCUUUAAAACGCGAACACAUCACUUAGGUGAGCCGGCCGGAGGAGGCUAUAGGAGGUGCGUGAAGGGGUGAGACAGCAGGGAGGAGGUGCAGUAUCCCUUUCUGUUUAGACACUGGGUCACCACUCAAGCUGACAGCUUCAGCAGGGGUUUUCAGCUACUUGUGGUAAGAUCACACAUUUGUAUCCAACAGAUUGUCUACAAACAUUUUAAACAUUAUUUUUAAUGGCUAGAAAAAUCUGAAAAAAAAUAAAGGCUGCCAAAGACUAGUUGUGAUGACCUUACACUUGUAUUCAGAGAAGAAACCUUUUCUCUUCAAACUUUUUUUUGUCUUUGGAUUUUAUUUUUCUUUCUUUUGCUGUAGUCUGUAUAUCUGCAAAACAAACUUUAAAUUUGUGCUGGAACAACCUCAUGACAUGGCGGCUGCAUAGUUUUGCUGUGGUGUGCUGCUCUGGUGACAUGCAGAGAAGUGCCCCCAGGAAGCUGGAAAAUGGGUUUACACAGGCUGAACAGCGGGCAGGCAACUAGUUCGCUACACACUGCCAGCAUCUGUGGCCGGUGCCCGCGAGCUAGCUGACACCCGUGUGCAUAGUGUGAUGGGAAAUUCCUGGGCAGUCUAAGCUGUGCAAGCCAGCCAGUGUUUUUUUUUGGCAGGUUCUGAGUGUAAAUCUCUCCUGAGCUACAGAGGUUUAAAAUAUGUUCAGUGAUUGUGACCUUGCCUCUCUUUGAACAGAAAGCUGGUGCGUAUCCAGCGAUACAUGCACACACAAACACAGAUGUCUGGCCACCAAUCCCAGAGGCCACCAGCUGUAAGUGUGGGGUUGGUGGACAGCAGACGCCCUGGUCAGAUUAACAGGUACAGAAUAAAAUUACUGUUCAGUAUGAGGGAAAUGUUUAUUUUGGACCAAAUGUCUUUAUUUUUACAAUGCAUUUCAGGAUGGACAGUAGUGAGUAAUUCUUCAGCAGAAUGUUUUCUGAAGAACCCUCAGAGUGCAGAACCCUCUUAACAUACAGAUUUUUUUUUUUGGAGAAUCCAUAGUAUUUCAAAGAGGAGCAAGCAUGUGAUUGCAGUAUUAUACAUUUGCUCACAUCACCGGGCACUGGUGUUGCCACUGCCAUACUGUUUUAACAGAACUUUGGAAAAUAAAGUGCAAUUAACGACCCCUUUUCAGAACGUUUAUUUUUUAAUUUUUUUGUAUUUGCAUUGAAUAGCUCGUUCAUCUGUUUGACCAGAGUAAUCUUUCCAAAAUAUUGUCUGUUUCCACUGCAGUGGUCUUGCUCUCUGCUUUGUGAUGUCCGGUUGGCAGUUGGAGGCAAGAGUUGAAUACUGCUUACUUGGAUCCAACUGCCAAGGAAUACCCAUGUUUUAUAGGAAAGGGGUACCAAUUUGCCACUAAAUUGCUCAGCUGUGUGAGGAAAGAGGCUUCAGCACCCGUGGGUGAUGGGAAUUGCUGCAUACUGUCAAUCACUGCCUGGUCUAACCCAAAGGGAGCCACAGAGCAAGCCAAUCAGAAGUGGGGUACACUAUUAAACCUGGGUCUUUGACGCCUUGUGUCUGCUGUCACUGUUUGACAGAUUUCUUUUGAGUUCAAGUUCAGUUUGUCAUGGAAUUUUCAUUUCGGCAUUUAAGGCAGUAUUCAUCACUGCAGUGUGUGUGUUAAUUUGAUUUCCUGUUCUGCAACUCCCUGUCAGCGCUGCCUUUCAAGGUCUCAGACAGGUCUAUUUUCCUACCUGGAUAACCAGUUCACUGCUUGCCUCUCAUUACUGUUGGGAAUCAAGGACUUGACUCUGCCUUAUCAGAGUGUUUGGGGUUACAGAGUUGGGUUUGAGAUGUGAAAAGCAUAUGAUCAUUUUGUUUUAUAAUAUAGUAUUGUAUGAAUUUCCUUUGCGUUUACAUUUUAGAAUUGAAGAGACCACAGAGUACAGUUUUUCUGUGAUUUUGUGAUUUUCUUGUGGAAGAUGGAUCAGUUUCUUGGUUGACCCUAACCCUAACCCUAACCCCACCCCCUACCUUUUUUCCUCCCAAGGACAAAAAUAUAUUGUGGGGCAAAAAUAAAUGAAAAGCGGUUCGUUUUGCAUGUACCACUGUUUUGUGAUCCUUGGUUUAGGAAAUGUUACUGUAACUUGUAUGUUUUUUUUGCAAUACAUGCUUUCUUUGUCAUGUCUA